Messenger RNA from Aegilops tauschii subsp. strangulata, 1422 nucleotides. RefSeq lists its product as uncharacterized. The record is from RefSeq and is a predicted model, not a curated record. NCBI's taxonomy places the organism in Eukaryota, Viridiplantae, Streptophyta, Magnoliopsida, Poales, Poaceae. Gene Ontology annotation, molecular function: catalytic activity.
AUGGUGUUUUUGUGUGAGACUAGGCAACAACUACAUAAGAUGAAGAGGUUGCGUAAUCGGUUAGGGCUCCGUGGCUUUGAUGGCAUAAGUAGCAUUGGGAAGAGUGGUGGUUUAGCGUUGUUCUGGGAUGAUUCUAUGUAUGUCAGUGUUCAAGAUGUAAACGCCAGGUGGAUCGAUGUGUUUGUUCGAGUUGCCCCGUCCGAACCACUUUGGCGCGUCACCUUUGUGUAUGGUGAACCGAGGGUGGAAAACCGACACCUCAUGUGGGAGAGUUUGUGCAGGCUAAGGAACAUGUCCGAACUGCCAUGGCUCGUUGUGGGUGAUUUCAAUAAGGCACUGUGGGACUAUGAGCAUAUGUCCAUGACGGCGAGACCGCAACCCCAAAUGAUGGCCUUUCGUGACUGUUUUGAAGUGUGCCAGUUGGUGGAUCUGGGCUUUUUGGGAUAUCCCUUCACAUACGAUAAUAAACGGAGUGGCCGGGCUAAUGUGCAGGUGCGUUUGGACAGGGCGGCGGCGGACAAUGCUUGGAGGGAUCUCUUCCCGGAAGCGGCGGUUACCCACCUUACGUCACCUCGGUCUGAUCAUCGGUCGUUACUUUUGCGGUGCAUGCAGGAUACAAGUGUGAAAGUGGUUAAAGCGAGGCGCUAUGAGGUCAUGUGGGAGAGGGAGGCUUCUCUGGCAGAGGUGGUCGUGGCAGCUUGGGCCGCUUCGGGCGCGAAGGGUGACCUGGGCGGUGUCACUGCGGCCCUGAAAGCACCCAUGGCAAAGUUGCAUGAAUGGAGCAACAAGACAAUUGUCAAUGUCAUGAGAGAGAUUGAGAAGUCAAGGACGAGGCUGGAAGAACUCCAUAAUAUGAAUGCCGACCGCAAUGAGCUGCGCAAGGAAUCAGAUCACAUGGAUGAACUCCUGUACAAGGAGGAGAUGAUGUGGCUGCAACGUUCUAGAAUGGAGUGGCUAAAACAUGCUUUCUCGGACAAGGAAAUCAGUGAUGCUCUUUUCCAGAUGGGGCCUCUAAAGGCUCCAGGCCCAGACGGGUUUCCGGCGAGGUUCUUCCAGCGGCAUUGGGGUAUGAUGAAAAAUGACAUUAUUGAGGCAGUCAGACAGUUUUUCAGCUCGGGGGUGAUGCCAGAGGGCGUCAACAACACCACUAUUGUGCUCAUUCCAAAGGUGGAUAAUCCCCAACGCUUAUCUGAGUUCCGGCCCAUCAGUCUCUGUAACGUGAUAUACAAGAUCAUAUCAAAAUGCUUGGUGAACCGUUUGAGACCUAUACUUGGGGACAUCAUCUCUGAGGAGCAGAGCGCGUUUGUGCCUGGCAGACUCAUAACAGACAAUGCUUUCAUUGCCUUUGAGUGCACUCACUAUAUUAAACAGGAGAAGGACCCUGAUAAAGCUUUUUGUGCUUAUAAGAUGGACCUCCACUAG